This is a messenger RNA of Dunckerocampus dactyliophorus (ringed pipefish), 6869 nucleotides long. RefSeq lists its product as uncharacterized. Gene Ontology annotation, biological process: DNA integration. The record is from RefSeq and is a predicted model, not a curated record. Lineage: Eukaryota; Metazoa; Chordata; Actinopteri; Syngnathiformes; Syngnathidae. Gene Ontology annotation, molecular function: nucleic acid binding. Bases 306 to 6131 code for a protein of 1941 amino acids. The transcript has 3 exons.
CUUACACUCCUGCCCUUCAUGUUCGGUUUCCAGUUACACUACCCUGUCUUUCCUUGUUCCUACAGCUAAAGCAACGUCUUUUCACAAAAUCCUAUAAAGGCUAAAGAAGAAAGACCUGCCUCUUUCAUCUCCUUUCGGGAACUGUUUAACUGGUUGGCUAGCAAGGCCUGCACAGUGAAAAGACGGCUACUCAGCUAACGGUGAAGAAGACAGCCCUCCAACUACACCGCCAAGAAGAGCUAAGUGGCUAACCCCCUUAUACCCACGUCAUAUUGACCCUUUGACUACCGAUUUAUUAAGGCAACAUGGAAGGAACUAACACAUCUAAAAAUGAAAAUGGGCGAUCUACGAGCUCACAUGCAUCCCGUUCAUCAAGCGGCUCAACAAAAGCUAAUCUUGCCGUUGCCAUAGCAAAAGCAAAAGCCGAAGCGGCACAGGCUAGAGUAGCUCAUUCAAAAAAGGAAAUUGAACUGAAAGUUGAGCAGGCUCGCAUCCAAGCUACUCUUGAUGCACUUAAAGAAGAGAAAGAAAUGGACGCAGCCCUAGCAGAGGCAAACACAUUGCAAGCAGGGUUAAUGGACGUGGCAUCAGAUUUUGAAAAAUUAGAAAUAUGCAGCGAAGCCAACAGUCAAGUUCUUUCAAACAGACAAUAUCAACGCACUGCCGCCUAUGUGUCAGAGCAAUCCAGCUUACACUCAGUGCCACUCAGCAUGUGUGAGCUACCAUUUGUUAUUGACAGAAAUAAAGCUGUUGAAUCAACAAAAUGUAACCCGAAGAACGAGCAAGCUGCCACCUCUACCUGCAAUGUGCCUCAUUACACAUCUCAGGCUCCCUCUCCACAGAAGAGUGGCCCAUCAUCUCCCAUUCAGCAGUUAGUAGAUGGAAUCUCCUACAAACCCAGCUGCCGGAACACUGAUCGGCAGCCACUGAUCCACAUCCAGCAGUCACCGCAUGAGAUGCUCCAUGAAACUAGACAGAGCAAACCUGAAAUCACAAACGAUCUUGCCAGAUAUCUUGCCCGCAGUAGGCUGGUGACCUCGGGGCUCACAACAUAUGACGAGCAGCCACUAAACUACUGGGCCUGGAAAAUCUCUUUCCGAAGUGCGAUCAUCGACUUGGACCUAACUGAGAGGGAAGAACUAAACCUGCUAAGUAAGUACCUUGGAAAGGAGUCAGCCGAGCAGGUGAAAAGAAUAGCAGCAGUAAACGUCAGAAAUCCACCCCUUGGACUGGUGAUGGCAUGGGAACGGCUUGAUGAAACGUUCGGCUCACCUGAGGCCGUCGAGCACGCUCUCUUCAGUAAACUAGAAAGCUUCCCUAGAAUUACCAUGAAGGAUCCACAGAAGCUACGGGAUCUUGCAGAUCUGCUGUCAGAGAUGGAAGCCGCGAAACGAGACGGACAUCUCCCAGGCCUAUCUUACCUGGACACCUCAAGAGGAAUUAAUCCUAUCGUGGAGAAACUCCCACACAACAUACAAGAGAAGUGGAUAUCACUCGGUUCAAAGUACAAGCGUGAACAUCAAGUCAGCUUCCCACCCUUUUCUGUGUUUGUAGACCUCAUCCGUAUGGAGGCAAAAACUCGUACAGACCCCAGCUUCAACUUCAGCCAUUACUCUACUGGAGGAAAGAAUGCAUGGGAGAGAUCUCCGAAAACAUCCGUGCAUGUUCACAAGACUCAAGCUUCCCCAGCAGUAGAUGGAGAAGACAACGAAAGUGGUGACCCAAACAAAUAUUGCCCCAUUCACAACAAACCUCAUCCUUUGGCGAAAUGUAGAGGCUUUAGAGAAAGGAGUUUGGAAGAACGUCAACAGCUUCUAAAGGAACACUCCAUCUGCUUCCGAUACUGCUCCUCCACUCAGCACCUUGCCAGGAACUGCUCAGCCGACAUAAGGUGCUCAGAAUGUGAGAGCAUAAACCAUGUUGCAGCCCUCCACCCUGGACUCUCUGCCCGGAGGUCUAAAAUGUCAACCCCGACUUCAGAGCACUGGGAGGAGGAAGACAAAGUGGAUCACAUUUCUAGGCAAGACAUCACUUCAGCUUGCACUCAGGUGUGUGGCGAAGGACUCAGCGCGAGAGCAUGUGCCAAAAUAUGCCUUGUCAACGUUUACCCAACUGGACACAGAGAGAAGUCCAGGAAAAUGUAUGCAGUACUCGACGAACAGAGCAACCGCUCCCUCGUACGCUCUCAGUUUUUUGAUCUCUUCAAGGUUUCAGGGUGCUCCUACCCAUACACACUAAAAACGUGCGCUGGGCUUAAAGAGACUGCGGGGAGGAGAGCCAAAGGUUACAUGGUGGAGUCAAUCGAUCAAAGUUUGAGCAUUCCCCUGCCAACGCUUCUCGAGUGCAACCAACUCCCCAACAACCGCUCCGAGAUACCUACUCCAGAUGCACCCUACCACCACACCCACCUGAAGCGGAUCGCCAACAAAAUACCUCCACUUGAUCCGAAUGCCAACAUACUCCUCUUGCUAGGCAGAGAUAUAUUGAGGGUGCACAAAGUACGCGACCAGAUCAGCAGUCUAGGCAAUGCUCCAUUCGCCCAAAGGCUGGACCUAGGCUGGGUCAUCAUUGGUGAUGUAUGUCUCCGCGGUGCCCACAGACCAUCUCAGGUGAGCAGCUACAAGACAUGCAUCCUAGAGAAUGGUCGCACAAGCCAUCUGCAGCCAUGCACUAACCAUAUCAGGGUCAAGGAGAAGUUCAGUCACUCAUCUACACCGCAAUACCGACCCGCACCCACCUCCACACUGUUCAGCAGAAACAGCUUGGGGCAGAACGUCUUUGCACAAACAGCCAAUGACCAUCACCUCGCACCAUCAUUAGAAGACAUCAGAUUCCUCCAGAUCAUGGACAGUGAGUUCCAUCAAGAUAGCUCCAACAGCUGGGUGGGGCCCUUACCUUUCCGUUCUCCAAGACCACGGCUGCCUGACAAUAGGAAACAAGCACAAGACCGCCUGCUCUCACUCAGACGCACCCUGGAAAAACGUCCUCAGAUGAAGGCUCACUUUCUAGAGUUCAUGGAGAACCUGUUCAGGAGAGAACAUGCGGAGGCCGCACCGCCCCUACGAGACGGACAAGAGCGCUGGUAUCUACCGCUCUUUGGAGUAUACCAUCCCAAAAAGCCUGACAGGAUCCGUGUAGUCUUCGACUCAAGUGCACCAUGUGAAGGGGUGUCACUCAACGACGUCCUGCUCAAAGGCCCCGACCUUAACAACAGUCUGCUGGGCGUACUCAUGAGGUUCAGGAAAGAGCAGGUAGCCAUCACUGCAGACAUCGAGCACAUGUUCCACUGCUUCAUUGUGAGGGAAGACCACAGGGACUUUCUCCGCUUCCUAUGGUUCAGGAACAAUGACCUUAACUCCGACAUUGUGGACUACAGAAUGAGGGUCCACCUUUUUGGCAACAGCCCGUCCCCGGCCGUGGCUGUGUACGGCCUACGGAGAGCUGCCAAAAAAGCAGAAGCGGACUAUGGCAGUGACGCAAGAGAACUGAUCGACCGCGAGUUCUACGUGGAUGAUGCACUCAAGUCCUUCAACACUGAAGAAGAAGCUGUUAGUGUUCUCCGGCGAGCUCAGGAGAUGCUUGCGGCCUCCAACCUCAGACUGCACAAAAUUGCAUCAAAUCGCCCUGCUGUCAUAGAUGCAUUCCCCCCAGAGGACCGCAGCAAGGAUGUCGGAGACUUCGACCUCUUUGUUGAUGACCUACCCGUCCAACGUAGCCUGGGUUUGUCGUGGAAUAUGUGCACAGACUCCUUCACCUUCCAGAUUGCAGAGAGCCAGAAGCCAUUUACUCGCAGAGGGGUGUUGUCCACAGUGAACAGUCUCUAUGAUCCCCUAGGCUUCCUCGCACCUGUCUCUGUUCGAGGAAGACUGAUACUGAGAGCCCUCACCACUCAAGCAGAAGAUUGGGACUCGCCACUUCCAAGAGACAUGGAGACUGAGUGGACCAGCUGGAGAGAGUCUCUCCACGACCUAACAAAAUUACAGAUACCACGCUGCUACACACCCUUCUCCACAGCAGGGGCCCAAACAAGAGAACUCUGUGUCUUUGCAGACGCAUCAGUGAAAGCAAUAGCAGCUGUAGCCUACAUUAGGGUGACAAACAAAGAUGAACAAACUGCGGUUGGCUUCGUGUUCGGCAAGACAAAGCUGGCUCCACAGCCCGAUCUUACUAUUCCCAGGCUCGAACUGUGUGCCGCUGUACUCGCAGUAGAGAUAGCCGAGAUGAUAGUCGCAGAGAUGGACGAGACAUUUGACGACAUAACAUACUAUACUGAUAGCAAAGUUGUACUAGGGUACAUCCACAACCAAUCAAGGAGGUUCUAUGUCUAUGUCCACAAUAGAGUCCAGCGAAUCCUCCAGUCACCAUGCUCUGGCCAGUGGAAGUAUGUUCACACUGACCUCAACCCAGCCGAUAUUGGAUCGAGAUCUGUGACUCCAGCUGUCCUGAACAGCACGAUAUGGUUCACAGGAUCCACUUUUCUACAAAAUACUCCAGCGCACUCAUUUGAACUACAACAGACUUUUGACCUAAUCGAUCCCGCGUCCGACUCGGAGAUACGUCCCCAAGUGACCACAAGUCUCACCUGUGCCACUGGAAAUGCGAUCAACCCGCUACGCUUUGAACGCUUCUCUGAGUUCAACAACCUUGUCACCGCAGUAGCACACUUGAUCCAUGUGGCUCGGUCUUUCUCCCACUCCAUCCAAGGCAAGUGCCAGGGCUGGCACUUCUGUCGCCCAACGGAGGAAGAGUUGUCUAGGGCGAAGGUGUGCAUCUUGAAGAGUGUCCAGAAUAACUGCUAUGAAGAAGAGCUCGAGUGUGUGUAUUCGGGACUUAACAUCCCAUCGUCCAGCAAUCUAAAGAAGCUUCACCCUGUGAUAGACUCAAACGGACUUUUGAGGGUCGGAGGCCGUAUACGGCAGUCAGGCCUGAGCACUGACGAGACUCAACCCAUCAUCAUCCCUGGGCACAAUCACCUGGCAACCCUGCUGGUGCGCCACUAUCACAAAGUUGUGAAACAUCAAGGAAGACACUUCACCGAAGGAGCUGUCCGAGCUGCUGGAUUUUGGCUAGUCGGGGGAAGACGCUGCAUCACCAGCAUACUUUUCAAGUGUGUCAUCUGUAGAAGGUUACGAGGAAACACAGAACUUCAACAAAUGGCGAACUUACCAGCUGAACGUCUGCAGGUAGCACCUCCCUUCACCUAUGUCGGCGUUGACAUCUUCGGACCAUGGGACGUCAUCUCACGACGCACAAGAGGGGGACUUUCCAACUCCAAAAGAUGGGCUGUAAUGUUUUCAUGUAUGUCUUCAAGGGCAGUACAUAUCGAAGUGAUCGAGGCCAUGAGUUCCAGCAGCUUCAUCAACGCCUUGCGGAGGUUCUUCGCUGUUAGGGGCCCCGUCAAACAAAUACGGUCUGACCGUGGGACCAAUUUCGUCGGUGCCUCUCGAGAACUGAAUAUGGACAAACCAAUUCAGAGCGCCGAUGCAGUAGAGAAAUUCCUCAGCACCCAGAGCUGCUCCUGGGUCUUCAAUACUCCCCACGCGUCUCACACGGGUGGCGCAUGGGAGCGCAUGAUUGGCAUCGCCCGCCGCAUUCUAGACUUCAUUCUGCUUGAACAGAAGAAAUCUCAGCUUACCCAUGAAGUCCUCACCACCCUCAUGGCGGAGGUCAUGGCAGUCAUGAAUGCAAGACCCCUCAUCCCAGUGUCAUCAGAUCCCGAAUAUCCCCUCAUCCUCACACCAGCAAUGCUUUUGACCCAAAAAACAGGCUCCACUCCUCCUCCCCCUUGCAAUCUUGAGGAAGCAGAUCUUUUCAAAGAAGAGUGGAAGCAAGUGCAGAGCCUGGCCGACACCUUUUGGAACAGGUGGAAGUGCGAAUACCUCAAAACGUUGCAGCUUCGCAACAAAUGGCAAGACAAAAGGCCUAAUAUUCAUGAAGGUGAUGUCAUCCUCCUGAAGGACAAUCAGGCAAAGAGGAACGAAUGGCCUGUGGGCAUUGUCACUAAGACUUUUCCAGGAGAAGAUGGAUUGGUCCGGAAAGUCGAGGUAGCGGUCGUCAAAGAUGGAAUCAGAAAGACUUUCUUUCGACCUGUCGUCAACCUGGUGCUGCUUCUUUCCACAAAGACUGUUUAGUGUGGGAUCUCUAAAGACCCCAUGCGGGGAGUGUUCAGUCUCCUGAGCAGAGCCUAUGUUUUCUUGUGUAAUGGCACCCCCUUGUGGACGUAUUAAGCAAUGGUCCCUAUUGUACAUACGGGUCAUUUUCUCUUUUUUCUCAACAUUACGUUAACGUGACUCGUCAGUUGUCUAUUCCUAUCGCUGCUCUCAUUGACUUUUUCUCAGUGAAUACUUACACUCCUGCCCUUCAUGUUCGGUUUCCAGUUACACUACCCUGUCUUUCCUUGUUCCUACAGCUAAAGCAACGUCUUUUCACAAAAUCCUAUAAAGGCUAAAGAAGAAAGACCUGCCUCUUUCAUCUCCUUUCGGGAACUGUUUAACUGGUUGGCUAGCAAGGCCUGCACAGCCAGAAUGUAACAACAUAACCAUCGGCUUUAUCUACUUCUGCAUGCUCUUGUAAAACAUAAAUGUAAAACUCAGCUGUUGGUGUGAAACUCCUGCGUGUUACACUUGCUGUACUGUUGUUUACAAUGAACCCAUCAGCAGUUUUAAUGCUGGAUAUGCAGUUUGCCCCUUAUUGCUAUUACAACAUUGGUUCUGUUGCUGCUGUGUUGUGUAAUAUACUUGUUGAUAAAUGAACAUGUGGUUAAAGACAGCUACAUUUUCUUUCCACUUUCUCAUGUGCCAAACCAUUAUAAAAUAAAAAAAAACAUACUGUAUAUACUUUUAUACGACGAGUGUCACAUUUCAGAAAUA